This is a messenger RNA of Gasterosteus aculeatus aculeatus (three-spined stickleback), 5334 nucleotides long. It is a transcript of the gene adcyap1r1a, whose product is annotated as adenylate cyclase activating polypeptide 1a (pituitary) receptor type I. The record is from RefSeq and is a predicted model, not a curated record. Lineage: Eukaryota; Metazoa; Chordata; Actinopteri; Perciformes; Gasterosteidae. Gene Ontology annotation, molecular function: G protein-coupled peptide receptor activity; peptide hormone binding; vasoactive intestinal polypeptide receptor activity. Gene Ontology annotation, cellular component: plasma membrane. Gene Ontology annotation, biological process: adenylate cyclase-modulating G protein-coupled receptor signaling pathway; cell surface receptor signaling pathway.
CUCUCUCUCUCUCUCUCUCUCUCUCUCUCUCUCUCUCAGCUCAACAUCCCGGGGUCGAGACUUAAAAAAGCAUCCACCGCAUUUCCAGACUAAACGGUUGUCUCACUUUGUUGUCUCUGUGUCUGACGAGGUGCGAAUCCCAAAGGAACCUCCCACUCCUCCUCCUCCUCCCACUCCUCCUCCUCCUCCUCCACGCCGUCGUGGUGCCGCAGCAGCCAGCGCGAGCCCCGGAUGCCGAACGGAGUGGAGCAUCACUUCAGAGCCUCCCGGUGAACUCACACACGCAGACACACUCCUGCGUAAAAGCCCUCCGCAGGAGACAAUGAGAGGUUACCUGCUAACUGCGAUCUUCCUGCUGCCCUUGGUGGCCUCAGAGUCCGAGCACUGUCUUAUCAAGCGUGAACAUGAGAAAUGCAUGGAGAGUAUCAUGCUACACAACCCCAGCGAGGACCUUGAUUUAGCGUGUCCCUGGAUGUGGGACAACCUGACCUGCUGGCAGUCGGCCAACGUUGGCGAAGUCGUGGUGGUCAACUGCCCGGAGCUCUUCCACGACUUCAUGGACCCCGAGGAGGAGAUGGGGAGGAUCAGUCGGAACUGCACAGAGGAAGGCUGGUCUGAGCCUUUCCCUCACUACGUGGACGUCUGCUUCUUCUACGACAACGCCACCAAACCUGACACGUACUUCGCCUCGGUCAAGGCGCUGUACACGGUUGGCUACAGCACAUCCCUGGUGUCCCUCACUACAGCCAUGGUCAUCCUCUGCAGGUUCAGGAAGCUCCACUGCACCAGGAACUUCAUCCACAUGAACCUGUUUGUGUCCUUCAUCCUGCGAGCCAUUUCGGUCUUCAUCAAGGACGGCGUGCUGUACGCCCAGGAAGACAGCGACCACUGCUUCGUACACACAGUGGCGUGUAAAGCAGUGAUGAUUUUCUUCCAUUACUGUGUCAUGUCCAACUAUUUCUGGCUGUUCAUUGAGGGUCUCUACCUCUUCACUCUGCUGGUGGAGACUUUCUUUCCCGAGCGACGUUACUUCUACUGGUACACCAUCAUAGGAUGGGGAACUCCCACCAUCUGCGUCACCGUCUGGGCAGUUCUGAGGCUCCACUUCCACAACACCGGAUGCUGGGAUACGAAUGACAACACCGCCCUCUGGUGGGUGAUCAAAGGGCCGGUCGUGGCUUCCAUCAUGAUAAACUUUGUCCUCUUUGUUGGAAUAAUCAUCAUACUGGUGCAGAAGCUGCAGUCGCCGGACAUCGGAGGCAACGAAUCCAGCAUUUACCUCAGCUGUGCUCAGAAAUGCUUCAGUGAGCCCACACAGGCUGUUCAGCAUUCGUGCAGGAUGUCAGAGUUAUCCACCAUCACACUGCGUCUGGCGCGCUCGACCCUCCUGCUCAUCCCCCUGUUUGGGAUUCACUACACGGUGUUCGCAUUCUCACCGGAAGACGUCAGCAAGCGGGAGAGACUGGUCUUUGAACUGGGACUGGGAUCCUUCCAGGGCUUUGUUGUCGCUGUUCUUUAUUGUUUCCUCAACGGAGAGUUUCUCCCUGAAGGUGCAGUCGGAGAUCAAGAGGAAAUGGCGCAGCUGGACGGUGAACCGGUACUUUGCCGUGGACCUGAAGCAGCAAAGGCACCCGUCGCUGGCCAGCAGCGGAGUGAACGGCGGGACUCAGCUGUCGAUCCUGAGCAAGAGCAGCUCCCAGAUACGAAUGUCCAGCCCGCUGGCGGAGAACGCCAACAUCGGCCUGCCGACCUGAGCGUCUGAUCCGCUUCCAAGGUGCAGCCCGCUCGUACGUCCAGUGCAACCACAGCAGACCAAAGGGGCCCCCGCACACCUCAUUGCAUUCUGUAAUUCUGCCAUUUCGAAAAUGAGGUAUUUACUGGAGAUUCAUUAGGUACAUACUUGACAGUUUCAUUUGACUGUACAACACAUGUUGAUUUUCUGAUCAUUUAUUUUAAAUGAGAAAAUUUGAUUCCAUAGAUUAAAACAGAGAGAUAUUAGAAAUUCCCUUCUUACAUAUGUUUUUUUUAAAAUCUGAAAUAGCCCCUAUUAUUGUUUAAUGUAUAAUUAAUACCAAUGUUGAGUUGGUACAUAAAAACAGUCCUUGUAAAAAAGAAAACGGUUGUUUAACAUCAAAUGUCGGGGUCAUAUUUGGCUCUUUGUGUGUCAUGUUGUGCGUCAAAGUGCCAUUCAGGUUGCCGGACUGGAUCUGAUCUCAUCACAAUCCAAAGUGAAGUAACAGCCAAAAGUUCGCCUUGCUUGUACAAAUGCUCAUUGUUUCAAAAGUUUCAUCUUACAUUUGAAAAUAAUUUCUACAUCAGCCGUAGGUACAGAGUAUGUCAAAAGAUAUAUUGGGCGAAAAAAAAACAACCUCAUGGACUUUGUAAAUAGUUACUUUUCUAGUUGGAGGUCUGAAUUACUUUCUUUGGCAUAACGCAGUAUUGUAAUGACCUUUUCAAACAAAAGGAACUGGAGCCCAAAUCUGUAGACGUCAUCCCAUGUCCUGAGGACCCAGAAUAUUCCGAUCUGUUUGUUUAUGUCAAAUAAAAACACAGAAGAGCCAAACAUAUUGAGCGCUGUAGGGCAGGGAGUCCCUCCCUGAAGCGGAAAUGACGGGUUUGUUUAAUAUCUGACACCACAACUUGGGAAAGAAAAGCAUUGUUGGGCUCUGAUCAAUUUUGUUUAUUUUUAGGACAUUUAUUCAAUUAGCCCCCAACCCCCCCCCUGUAUAAAAUGCCACAGGGGUCAAUUAAUUAGAAGGUUGGCACUAGAGGACAUCACAACAUUUUUGUAUAAAAGAAAAAGUCAGUAUCUCCAGAAUGACCUGAUUCAUCCUCACAGGUGUGAGUAGUUUCCUCCAGUUGUUUUUUUAUUUCACCGACUCGUCGUUAACGUUCUGUGUGGACACACAUACGGCAUUUUGUCACAGGCACAUGCUUUGAAAGAUAAAAAGGACUCUUUGUCUUUGUCCUCUUUUCUCUGAGCACCAGCGCAACGUCUCAUAUCAAGUUACUCUUCACUUUCAUUUCUUUCUGAAUGAAUCACCUCCAAUACUCAUGUUCCAAAGUGCCUAGUCGGUCACCAAUAGCUCUCGCUCUCAUUUCAAGUCAAAUGAAAACAUAUCUUACAUUUUUAGUACGAGUCAUUUCCUGCAAAGAAUGUACAGAGUGUUGUGUUUUUAUUUGGAAACUAAAUGCUUUUUAUGCUACGAAGAAAAAACAAUGUUUUGCUCAUUUUUCUUGCUGUUUGUUUCUUUUAAUUGUGAGCGUUUGAUAAAAACGUAUUAACUGCUACAUUUGACCUCCGUGUUGCAACUGGUAACAGUUCACGAUGAGUCCGUUACAAUUCGGCAUCAAACACACAAACAGCGUCAAAACAAUACACGUGUAACGGUCAUCACAAGAAAUGCUUUAAUGUGACAGCUCUUGACAAUCGCAGUGUUGCCCAUUUCUUUUCCCCCUCUUCUCUCGCUUUUGUUUGUAAGCAAACAAACAAUAACUGUGGAAAUAAUUUAAGAUGAGAUGUGAACCGAUGUGUACAGGAGAAUUUAUCCACAUUUCUUUUUUUUUUGUUCUGUCAUCUGAGUGAAUUAUAUGAUAAUUCUUAAAAGAUUGACAAUCGUUUAACAGAAAAGGAUGUAAAAGUAUUUCCAUUAACCAGUGCCAUGUGAAAUGACUCAAUGUACAGUAUACAUGCUUUCUCGUGUGUCAUUAAGUAUUGAUGCUGCCUCUCCUGUUGAGAGGUUUGGCACAAUUUAUCAUUUUAAAGAAAACAAACAACACUGACAGGUAACUGUUGUCCAAAGCUGCACAGGAUAUUGUGAGGGAGAAAAUAUAUAAACUCUAAACCGCAAGAUAAAUCACAAACACUACUGUAGAGGAGACGCAUCGGAUUCUUGCAUCUGCUCGACUGCUUUUUGAGAAAAACCGUGUUUGACAAGAUGUUAAGCCGGGAAUUAGAGCCAGAGGUAGGAAUGCUGUUCAAUGAUUACUUAAUUAGAAAGGUGUUGAAAGGUGGAACAACUGUGACAGAUAAAACACAAAGUGAGUGCCAGGAUGCGAUUAAGAAAACAACUCUCUGCUGCUGCUUCUGUGUUCCAUCACCAGCCGUCAUUCUGAGUAAAAACAAGUUACUCCCUUUGAAAAGAGGAGUGAUUCCUUCAGCGAUCACGUCUGUGCUGUAUUUUUUUUUUUACCACAAAGUGGCAGCAAAGGAUUCAAGUUUAUUAUUAAAUAAAACUGAAUUAUUUUAAUUUCAAAAACUUUUGAGUUGGGGGCACUUUUACUGACCAUUCCUCUCUCCACACACACUUCUUACAUUUACUUUAUUGAUAUUUACCUUUUUGUGUAAAAGAAAAGCCCUUGACAACUUUUCUGAGACAAAUAGUUUUUGUAAAUAUGUUCAUUUGCUUUCUAGCUGAGGGUUUUGGUGAGAAGGGCCGGUAUUACUUUAGAGGUCUGUAUGCUGGUAAUGAAGCUACAGCCAGUUAGCUUAGCUUAGCUUAGCGUAGCACAAAGACUAGAAGCAGGAGGAAACAGCGCUUCUGUGUUCCCAGGGUCUUUAUUGUAUAACCCUGUAAUCCUCCCCGGGUAACGGUAGAUUUGAAAAGGUCUCAUUUGAGGUAAAAACGGUGAUGAUGCGGCGGGGAAGCAGGAUUUAGCACCCUGGGGACACAGAGAAGCACCCAGCUCGACCUUGGCCAACUAAUAAACCACCUCAUCUUGACUAGCUAAGUGAAAAACAGCUAGCAAAUUGCUGUUUUUCCCAAAAAGUCAAGCCAUUCCUUUUAACGCAACUCUUCUCAGUGUGCUGUAUCUCUGUUUUUAAAUGCCCUCUCUUUGGCGGUUGUGCGUAUUGAGCCAGUUUUACUAAGUGUGUGAGUUCAGUUGAUUGCCAAUGAAUUUUUGAAUGUACCAAUGUUACUCCGCUGCUCUUAAAUGUCGCCUGCUAUCAAUUUGCCAUGGUGUACAAACGAUGUCUUUUCUUGAUCAUAUACAACACACUGUAUAUGUAUAUUUUUGGCACGCAGGUUGGAGAAAACCUGUAAUGUUUGUGACCGUGUUUUUGUAUGUUUAUGUAACUGUUUUCAGAGUGCGUGUGCGCGUGUGUGUGUGUGUGUGUGUGGAAGUUGGAGCAAGUGUAUUCUGUACACAUGUGCACGUAAUGACAAGCAUUAUAAACUAGGAUAUAUGUAACUUAAAUGUGAAAAGAAUAUCUAUAAAGCCUCAUCCGUGUUAUAUUCCACCUGUAACAGUGUGUCGUGUGUUACAUGCGUCAGACAUUUAUGUCCCAGGUUGUGUAAAUUUGACUGCAAAAUAAAUCUGUGGUACAUUGUU